This is a messenger RNA of Symbiodinium sp. CCMP2592, 2145 nucleotides long. Lineage: Eukaryota; Dinophyceae; Suessiales; Symbiodiniaceae. The record is from the annotation of a GenBank genome assembly.
AUGUCUUCGGCCAUAUUAGUAGAUGAGGAGAUGGAGGACAGGCGCGAGCUGCUCCCGCGAAACUCCCCCUUCGUCGGCUCCUUGCGCCAUGCACCGCAGCAGAUGCUGCGGGGCCAACUAGAUCGGCUCCUGCGUCGGCGCGCCCCGGCUAGUCUUCCGGAUGAAGGCAUUGAUGAGAUGGAUGCCUCUCCAACCUCCAGCAAGGAGGAGCCGGAGCUAAACGAAGCUGAGAACAGCAGGGACGGGAAGCUUCCAUCCUCGUCGCCGUACGUGGGUUUCCAGCGACAUGCACCGCCCUCCUCACCAGUUCUGUAUUUCUCAGUCAGCCCUCCACCAGCCUUGGCAGGCCUGAAAGAGCUGGAGCUCUCGAAGGAGUGUUUGCCUGGUGAGCUUCCAGAAGAGGUUUGGGUGGAUGUGCUUCAGUCCGUGAUUGAAGUGGACUGCUUGGCUGCUCUUUCUAGAGUCAGCGUGGCAUUCCACAAGGUAGUCGAGUCAGAAGAUGUCUGGCGAGAUCGGGCUGUCCGAGUUCCGCCGAGUUGCCUCGCGGAUUUGGCUCCCCACCUGGGCCGGUGGCUCUCUGCUUGGGGCUCUGCGGAGAAGCUGGUGCUGCCACGCUCUGCUCAGCUUUUGAGCGAAGUGGCUACCAGGGCUCCAGAUCUCCCGGUCGAGGUGAGCUGGCGAUUCGACCAACAUCUGAAAGGCGUAGGGGUGGAGGUGCUGAAGCAUGGGACUGCCGUGCGUCGAGUUGCCGAGGAGGAGCUCGUUGUGCUGGGAGACGCAGCUUUGCAACGAUCACCCGGACGUUGGCCGUACUUCGAGGUUCAGCUGGACAAAUGCGGCGAGGGCAUUGGUGACAGCGUCAACGACUUUGGUUUCGGAGUCACUGCCUGUGACCCUCAGGAGAUUGAAGAGUUGGGGUCUGUCGCUGACGAGGUUCCGCGAUCCUGGGUCGUAGAUUUCACACAGUCUAUGGUCUGCCUCAGCAUCAACAACCAUGAGGCUGCACAGGGGAAGCGGCUCUCAGCGGCAGCUUUGAAGCAGGGGAGUUGCGUUGGAAUGCUGGUCAAACCGAUGUCGAUUGAGAUCUACAUCGAUGGUGUGCUGCAAGAAAGCCUGCCCAUGGAGGAGCGGGUGCCGGACAACAUCAGUCUCUUCCCCGUGCUUGACUUGCCAGAUGCUUGGAACGCUUGCGGUUUGCUUGUGUGGUGGUCGGGUCACCAGACAGAUCUCUUGAAGCAUCCAUUGCCACCAGCACUGGUCACUGGAAAGUCUGUUCCAGAGCAGCUCGCGAAGAUCGCUCGCGCUCUCCGCCGGCUGCUGCAAAGCAUGGCGGUCGAGGACGAGCUCGAUGAUAGCAAGAAAAGGUUCGCUGUGCAGGGCGAAACCAAGGUCAUGCGUAUUGGCAACACGCGCGACCCAGAAACGAAGAUGGCCACAUCUCUGAAUGCCAAUGAUCCUCCCCUGCCGGAAGGAGGCUCUCAUCAAUACCGUCUGGACGAUCGCAGACCUUUUUGGCAUACUGACUCCGUGUACAGGAAAGAGCCACCGAUCGGCUCCCUGCUGUACUGCAAGCGGCAGCCCCCCUCGGGCGGAGCUACCUGCUUCGCCGACGCCUCGGCCGCUUACGAGGCUCUUGAUGCCAAGCUCAAAGAGAAGCUGAAGAACCUGGAGUGCAUCUGUUCGCAAGCACAUCAUGAUGCAAAGAUUCAUCGCACUUCGCCGGACUUCCCGACACUCACCCCGGAGCAGCGCGCAGCUAGCCCCGCUCAGAGAGUGCCGAUGGUUUUGCAACACCCGUUAACCGGGCGCCCGUCACUGUAUGGAUUCAACGGCGGCACCUGCAGAGUCCUCCCAAAAGAGGUAGAGGUCACAGCUGAAGAGUUGGACCACUACGAGCUGGAGGCCGAGGAGCACAGCUCUGUACAGGAGCAGUGGCGAUCCUUGCUUCCCUUCGUGACGUCUCCUCAAUUCACGAUCAAGUGGGAGUGGACGCCGGGAGACCUGGUGCUCUGGGACAAUCGCUGCACGAUGCACUGUGCAACAGGUUUCGACCGUGAGCGCUUUACUCGCGAGAUGUGGCGCACGACCCUGUCCCGAGAUCUUCCCAAUGCCUCUCGUCUGCUAAAACAUGCGGACGGGCGGUAG